AUGGCUAUUGCAGUUCAAAAAGGACAAGUUGCGAGAUGGAUUGAACUACUACAGGAAUACGACUUUGUGAUCGAACAUCGCAGCGGGAAAUCUCAUGGCAAUGCAGAUGCAUUAUCAAGAAGACCUUGCCCUGAAGAUUGCAAGCAUUGUACUAGGCAAGAGGGUAAAGAAGUGGUAUCUGCGAGGAUAUUCAGGACAGACCAGCUCAGCAAUGAAUGGAAGGACAGCCAUGCACAGCAGGAAGAUUCGGACAUUAAGCCGAUUCUGGAAUGGAUGAAGGCCAGUGCUCCUAAGCCCAAGUGGAGCGACGUCUCAGCAAUGAGUUCGACCACGAAAAGCUAUUGGGCCCAAUGGGACAGCUUGCUGAUUCAGGAUGGAGUCCUGUGCCGUAAAUGGGAAAAUGGUCGGGGAGACAGGUGUCAUUUGCAAAUGGUUGUCCCUAAGGCUAAAGAGCCAGAUGUUCUACAGCUGUACCAUAGUGGUUGUUCAGGAGGCCACCUGGGAGUUAAACGAACUCUCCUGAAGAUCCAAGAACGGUUUUACUGGGUCCACUGUCGUGACGAUGUCGAGGACUGGUGCCGCAAAUGUACAAGUUGUGCGGCUGUAAAGGGACCUCAAAUUCGUAGUAGAGGCGCAUUGAAAUUGUACAAUGUUGAUGCACCAUGGGAGAGGAUAGCCAUUGACGUUGCGGGGCCGUUUCCAGAAACUGAAAGUGGUAACAAGUAUUUCAUGGUUGUGAUGGAUUACUUCACUAAGUGGCCAGAAGUCUUCGCCAUUCCAAAUCAAGAAGCUUCAACAGUUGCAGAUAAACUAGUUCAUGAAGUCUUCUGUCGUUUUGGAGUACCUUUAGAGAUUCACAGCGAUCAAGGAAGGAAUUUUGAGUCUCCAAUAUUCCAGGAAACUUGCCGAGUUAUGGAUACUCAGAAAACACGAACAACUUCUUACCACCUACAAUCUGAUGGAAUGGUAGAAAGAUUUAAUUAG
Molecule: messenger RNA, 984 nt
Organism: Parnassius mnemosyne (clouded apollo)
Lineage: Eukaryota; Metazoa; Arthropoda; Insecta; Lepidoptera; Papilionidae
Source: the annotation of a GenBank genome assembly